AUGCCGUCCGCAACAACGCAGGCGAAAAAGCGCACUUCUGUUUAUUGCUGUGUUUACGAUUGCCACAACAGCUACGGAAACACAGCUGGGAAGCUCCCAGUGGUAGAGUUUUACCGCUUUCCAGCAAAGCCGUACGAGGCAGAGCGUCGACGGAAAUGGGUUGCAGCGGUGCGGCGCGCAACCGGAGACGGAGACUCCUGGGAACCCGCGAAUGGGCAGGCCAGGAUUUGCAGCUGCCACUUCGUAGGAAACAAAAAAAGCUCCAUCGCUCAGCACCCCGCUUACAUCCCCACGAUCUUCCCUUCGUCGUACAAGGCGAGAUGCAAUGUGACGACGGAGACACAACUGCAACGAUAUGCACGCUGGCAAAACAGGAGGAGCUGGGGAAACUCAGGUGUUUCCUCACAACCUGCAGCUUCAAGGGGGGAACUAGCUGGGCCCUCGACUACAGCAGCUGGGAACUCGGCCACUGAAGACGGUCCGGAGGUCUCUGCUGAACCGCCACUGUCAGAGGGAGACGCCGUGUGGAGUGUUAACGCAUUCACACAGACCGAAAAUGAUGGCGGAGUUGGAGCCUGCAGCUUGUUUUUGUCCGUCGCAUCGGAUGGUGAGGCAUCUACCCAGGUGUCCCAUGCUGUCACUGAAAGUGUUGCUGUCCAAGCAUCAACAGAACGUGCAGAAAUAGCUGUGGGACCUGACAGCCGUACCUGCAUUUUUGCUGGGCAUGAUUCUCUUGUGGGGAAGGUUGGUGCUCUUGAAGAGCUCUGCUCGGUGAGCACAAAUGUUUUCGCUCUGCUACUGCAUUUGCUUUGUUCUAUCGUUGUCAGGGAGACUGAUGUCUCUAUUGAAAACAAACUGAUCAUAUUUCUCGUGAAGUUGAAGCUGGGCAUUUCAUUCACGAGCAUUGGCGUGCUUUUUGGCGUGCACAGGACGACAGUGAGACGCAUCUUCUUUUUCAUUUUGAGGAACCUGAGCUCUGCCACAAGCUCUUGGAUUCCACAUCCAUCUCUCUUCGCGGUACAGGCAACGAUGCCAGAGUGCUUCAAAGCACACUAUCCUAGGUGCCGGUACAUUAUUGACUGCACCGAGGUGAGGACGGAAACUCCUGCAACAAUAGAACAACAGCGGGCACUCUUUUCACAUUACAAAGGAUGCCACACGGUUAAGUUCUUAAUUGCCAUUCUUCCCAAUGGAACUGUCACCUUUAUCUCGGAUGCAUAUGGGGGUCGGACGUCGGACACUUACAUAACCAUAGACUCUGGGUUUUUGGAACACAUAGAACCAGGAGAUGUUGUGCUGGCCGACAAAGGCUUUCCCGGAAUCAAGGCGCCAGUUGAAAACAAGCAUGGGGUUAUGGUGUUUCCCCCAUUUUCGAAAGGCCAGUUGCAGUUCACAAAUGAGGAGAUGGAGAUGACGUAUCAAGUUGCACAGGUGCGAAUUCAUGUCGAGAGGGCCAUUCAGAGGGUCAAAGUUUUCAAUAUCCUUAAUAGCAGAGUCCCGACCGAACUUAUUCCUAGUAUGACGGACAUUGUACGCAUGUGCUGCGUACUCGUGAAUUUGCAGCCACCAAUUAUUGCAAAAUGACUCUGCGACCUA
Molecule: messenger RNA, 1596 nt
Organism: Ixodes scapularis (black-legged tick)
Lineage: Eukaryota; Metazoa; Arthropoda; Arachnida; Ixodida; Ixodidae
Exons: 4
Coding region: 1-1584 (527 amino acids)
Source: RefSeq, a predicted model, not a curated record